AUGUCCGACACAUCACCCUCCUCGGCGGACGAACGUCUACGGACGGCCGUCAUCGCCGAACACCUCCCCGCCGGCUACGGCACCUCCUUCGACGGCACCCGAACCAUGUCCAACCUCGACCUCACCCGCCAAAACUCCAACCCGCUCAAGACCCCGAGCCUCCACGGCAGCAGCAAGGGCAACAGCCAGGGCAACGCCCUUGACGCCGAUGAACCCCAAGAAGUCUCCUCGCUCCUCCUCCCCGGCGGCGACAUCCACCGCGACCUCUACAAGAUCUCCGCCAGGGAACAGGGCGUCAAGCGCUCCCAGACCUUCUCCCACCCGCGCCGCACCGAGUCCGGCCACGAGUCCGACCUCGCCGCCGCCGACAUGCUGAUGCCCCAGGGCUUCCGCCGCCAGUUCGUCAUGCAGAAGCGCGGCUUCACCGCCGCGAACCUGCCCAUCACCCGCAACUUUGUCGAGUUCCUCGACUUCUACGGCGCCUUCGCCGGCGAGGACCUCGCGGACUCGGACGAGGAGGCCAUCAUGUCGGACGACGAGGACGAGGAACAAGGACGCACCGCGCCGACAGAGACGAGGCCGCUCCUCGGCCGCCGGCGGUCCUCCCGCUUCGCCAAGAAGGUCGGCGACGCGAGCACGACAAAGACCUUCUUCACGACGUUAAAGGCCUUCAUCGGCACGGGCAUCAUGUUCCUGCCCAAGGCCUUCAAGAACGGCGGCAUCCUCUUCUCCUCCAUCACCAUGCUCCUCGUCGCCGUCAUCUCCAUGGCCGCCUUCCACCUGCUGCUGCAGUGCCGCACCCGCUACGGCGGCGGCUACGGCGACCUCGGCAAGGAGAUCUCAGGCCCGCGCAUGCGCUCCCUCAUCUUGGCCUCCAUCACGCUCUCCCAGCUCGGCUUCGUCUGCACGGGUCUGGUCUUCGUCGCCGACAACUGGUUCUCCUUCCUGCAGGCCGUCACCAACGGCGCGAACCCCCUCGACUCCACCGCCCUCAUCGCCCUGCAGGCCAUCAUCUUCGUGCCGCUCGCUUUCAUCCGCAACAUCUCCAAGCUCGGCCCCGCCGCUCUCCUCGCCGACGUCUUCAUCGUCAUGGGCGUCGGCUACAUCUGGUGGUACGAUAUCUCCGCCCUCGCGACCCGCGGCAUGGACCCCUCCGUCCGCCUCUUCAACCCGGCCUCCUACACCCUCACCAUCGGCGCCUCCAUCUUCACCUUCGAGGGCAUCGGCCUCAUCAUCCCCAUCCAGGCCAGCAUGAAGAAGCCCGAGCACUUUGAGAAGCUCCUCGCCGGCGUCAUGCUGCUCAUCACCUGCGUCUUCACCUCCGUCGGCGCCCUCUGCUACGCCACCUUCGGCGACCGCACCCAGAUCGAGGUCAUCAACAACUACCCGCAGGACUCGCGCCUCGUCAACGCCGUGCAGUUCAUGUACGCCCUCGCCGUCCUCGUCGGCAACCCCGUCCAGCUGUUCCCCGCCAUGCGCAUCAUCGAGGGCAAGGUCUUUGGCCACCGCUCCGGCAAGAAGGACCUCGUCACCAAGUGGAAGAAGAACGCCUUCCGCACGGCCCUGGUGGCCGUCUGCAUCGGCGUCUCCAUCGCCGGCUCUGCCAACCUCGACCGCUUCGUCGCCCUCAUCGGGUCUUUUGCGUGCGUGCCGCUGGUGUACAUUUACCCGCCGUACCUGCACAUGAAGGGCGUCGCCGAGACGAGGAAGGAGAAGAUUUAUGACAUUGCGCUCAUGACGCUCGGGUUGGUGGGCAUGGUGUACACCACAGCCAUCACCCUGGCCACGAGCUUCCUGUAA
This is a messenger RNA of Colletotrichum chrysophilum, 1800 nucleotides long. RefSeq lists its product as uncharacterized. Bases 1 to 1800 code for a protein of 599 amino acids. The record is from RefSeq and is a predicted model, not a curated record. The transcript has a single exon. NCBI's taxonomy places the organism in Eukaryota, Fungi, Ascomycota, Sordariomycetes, Glomerellales, Glomerellaceae. Gene Ontology annotation, molecular function: amino acid transmembrane transporter activity. Gene Ontology annotation, biological process: amino acid transmembrane transport.